AUGAAAGUCGCUGUGGUUUUGGCACUAACUCUGGCCGUUGUGUCGGCAAAAACGCCGGCAAUCAAACUAAACUCCGGUUAUGAGAUGCCGCAGAUAGGUCUGGGCACGUGGCAGGCUACCGGUGCUGCCGUCACUCAGGCUGUUAAGGAUGCCCUGGAGAUCGGGUACAGACAUAUCGAUACCUCCGAAGGGUAUGGUAAUGAAAACGAGGUUGGGAAAGGGAUUAACGAGCAGAUCGCCGCCGGUAUCCUUAAACGGGAGGAGCUGUUCAUCACAACAAAAGUGGAUCCGCCGAAGAACCGACAAACGGCGUUACAGACCGUCCAUAACUCCCUAAAGAAACUGAACGUCACUUAUUUGGACUUAGUUUUGAUUCACUGGCCCGCAGACGCCGACGCAGAGGUCUAUAAGGGCUUGGAGGACGCCGUCGACCAGAAGUUGGUCCGAUCUAUCGGUAUCUCCAACUUCAAUAGGGGUCAGAUUGCAAACCUCAAGAAGUCCUGGAAAGUGGUGCCCGCAGUCAACCAAAUCGAUAUCCACCCGACCCUUAACCAGGACGACACCGUUGCCUAUUGUAAUGAAUUGGGUAUCUCUGUGACCGGUUUUUCACCAUUAGGUACCGGAAAA
Oppiella nova is the source of this 627-nucleotide messenger RNA. The record is from the annotation of a GenBank genome assembly. NCBI's taxonomy places the organism in Eukaryota, Metazoa, Arthropoda, Arachnida, Sarcoptiformes, Oppiidae.